AUGAACGACAAAAUCAACAUCUUGCGCUCGCCCACCAAGCCGCCCAACGGGGUGCGCCAGCGCUCCGUCUACACCAACAACCCAUCGCCGCAAGCAAGCUUGCGUGUCGGCAUGACUGGGGGGCAGCUGUCCCAACGCAUGAGCAACAUCUCGCUGUCCUCCGGCACGGACUCCGUGGGCCACAUGGAUCGCGGCAGCAGCUCCACGGCAUUUCCAAGGAGUGCGCCAAUUACCCCGUCGGCAGUCAGUCGGCCCGUCCAUACGUCCAACUGCCGGGCAUACACCUAUGGCUUCGACAACGAGCAGAACUACUGCCUGUUGCCGUCUCCAAUGCCCCCUCCACCAUACGCCUUGGCACGCGUGAGCAGCACACGCAACUUCGAGCUCGAGAACCACACACCGCCGGCAUGUCCCGGCUCUGGACCCAUUGCCAUGACGAACGGCACCAUCCAGUUGCGCCUCCGCUAUGGCGUGCGAAUUGACAUGACUCUGGACAAGGCGGUGCGCGUGCUCAAUCAGCGCAGCAUGGUGGCAGUUGCUCUAUCACGCAACUGCAGCAACUCGGCUUUGAUCCACCCCAAUGGACGCAUCUUGCAGAGCGGCGCUAAAGUCGAAAUAGUCACCUACGACGGCAUGAAGGGCAAUAACUUUGUUCGCUAUGCCAAGAUGUGGUACAAGGGUGUGAGCUUCACCAGCGAGGCGUGCGCUCUCAUCUACCUGGUGGACACAGCCGGGACGCGCACCACAACCGACACUUUCACCGAUCUGACCAAGGACUACACCCUGGCAGUGUUCUAUGACGACUCGCGCCAUGGUCCCUCUUAUAUGGCUGAAGCCCAUGACGUGAUUGCCAAUUCAGCUUAUACCUGUACCGAUGAUGGCACUGAGAUCUAUGACAUAAACGGAUUUCGCAUCACCCAGGCAGUCGAUGGCCUGGUGAAGGUCACUCGUGUGGACAACAAGUGCUUGAUUCGCACCAGUCCCGGCAAUGGAUCGGCCACUUUGACCACACCUGGCAUCCAUUGCACUGCCUCUCUGGGCAAGACCUCGCAUCUGUGUUCGUCGUAAUGAGAAGCGCAUGCACUUCGAUGGAUCCUGUUUCAUUGUACGCAACGCCAGACACUCCGCCGGCUUCAAUGAGAACAACCUGCUCAUUGUCUACUGAGCGGCGUUCGUAGUCCGGAGAUAGAAGCGGCGCAGUGGUAGCCCAUCCCACACGCACACACUCACACAUGUCAACACAUUUCACCUGGAACACAUACAUAGACACCUACAGCAGCACACUUGA
This is a messenger RNA of Drosophila miranda, 1288 nucleotides long. RefSeq lists its product as uncharacterized. The record is from RefSeq and is a predicted model, not a curated record. Bases 1 to 1068 code for a protein of 355 amino acids. Lineage: Eukaryota; Metazoa; Arthropoda; Insecta; Diptera; Drosophilidae. The transcript is spliced from 8 exons.